Messenger RNA from Cylindrotheca closterium, 603 nucleotides. Lineage: Eukaryota; Bacillariophyta; Bacillariophyceae; Bacillariales; Bacillariaceae. The record is from the annotation of a GenBank genome assembly.
AUGACCACCACUCCUGGAUGUCCCAAGGAUGGCUCCAUCAGUCACUUGUGUGCUGCCAGUGAUGGCGAUGGUUGCGCCGCUUAUGCUCCUGACGGUCUCACUCCUCUAACCGGAAAGGGAAGCUCUACUGAUUGUUUGAGUACCACCUUUGAUGGAAAGUGCGAACCCGAAACUCAAGGAAGUCCAACCCGUAUUGAAAUGUGUCAAACUGCCGAGCCUGGACAAAAAACCGUCUACUGGGCUCUCAAGGACUCUGAUGUUCAAGACAUCGGAUACUAUGACUACUCUGCAAGCGCUAACUACACCUAUGCCGCUGAUUAUGGUACCGAUUGUUACUCUCCCAAGAUUUCCUGCUUUGGAAACUCUACCUUGUCCUGUGCUGACCCAAAGAACGACAUGCUCUUGUCUUCUCGUGUCUGGUCUUAUGAGAUCCCUGCCAAUGAUGGUACCUCAUGUGACUUGUGCGACAAUGGUGGAACUGUACCGACAAUGGUGGAACUGUACCAGCUGUGGAACCACCUAGUUCUUCUGAACCAGCCGCUUCUCCAACCAGUCCUACUGAACCUGUCGCAACUACCAACCCCGAGUUGUUUUCCUCGUUGA